AUGGGGCAGCAGCGUGAGAUUCUCGUGGUUGCAGGUUCGGGGAGAUGGAGCAAGGAUGGAGGCUACGAGAGCAGGUGGAGGGAGAUGAGGAGUGGGAGAAUGGACCAGGCAGGCGGAGGGACUUUAGAGAGGGAAAGCAGCAGAGUGGAUGGCGGAUAUGGCUGCAUAAAGGACAGCAGCAGAGGUGGCGGAUACAGCAGGCUGGUGGUAGUUGCAGGCGGUGGAAAUGAAGAAGAGAAGAGCAGGGGAAGAGGGGCGAAAGGGGUGGAGAAUGAGAGCGAGCUUUGGGUGCAAAUAAUGUUGAGGAGAUGGGGGCGAGAGAAGAGAGAGGAGUAUGGAUGGCAGGAGGUGUGGAAGCGGGGUUGGUGCCUGGUUCCCCCUGGUCUUCGUGAUAAGGAUGGAAAGGCCCUCAACAAGGGGAACAUUUACAUAACAGAAGCAAGCCCACCAUGUGUGACACAUGCCUAUCUUCAACAAUUUAGAAAGGAUUUCUCUCAUUUCCUCAAGUUAAGGUCACAAGAGGUGGUAACCGAUGGGCGCAUGGUGCUAAUAUUCUUUGGUCGAAGGGCUAAGCAGGUUGAUGAUGAAUGUGCUGUUCUGCUCACCACGUUGGGGAAAGCUAUAAGCAUUUUGGUGUCCAAGGGACUUGUAGAAGAUGAGAAGCUGGAUUCAUUUGAUUUACCCUGCUAUACCCCAUGUGUUGAAGAAGGUGAAGAAGUGGUAGAGGGCCAAGGGUCCUUCACGAUUGAGCAUUUUGAGCAACUUGGAUUGGCCCCAUGGGUGGUUGAUCAGAAUGGUAGAGACGUAGAUGUGAUCACAAGGGCUGUGGUAGAGCCCAUGAUCAAUCAUCAUUUUGGGGAGGGAUUCAAGAACAUGGUAUUUGAAGAUUAUGUUAGGCUAUUUGAAUGGAAAUACUUGAAGGGAGGAAGAAGUAUGUUCAUUUUGUUCUAG
This is a messenger RNA of Amborella trichopoda, 951 nucleotides long. Its product is annotated as caffeine synthase 1. The record is from RefSeq and is a predicted model, not a curated record. Gene Ontology annotation, molecular function: methyltransferase activity. NCBI's taxonomy places the organism in Eukaryota, Viridiplantae, Streptophyta, Magnoliopsida, Amborellales, Amborellaceae.